Molecule: messenger RNA, 177 nt
Organism: Thyridium curvatum
Lineage: Eukaryota; Fungi; Ascomycota; Sordariomycetes; Thyridiales; Thyridiaceae
Exons: 1
Coding region: 1-177 (58 amino acids)
Cellular component (GO): oligosaccharyltransferase complex
Source: RefSeq, a predicted model, not a curated record
AUGAUUUCCGACGACGAUCUAUACCGCCUUGCCAUCUUCCUUGGCUCUGCAGCCAUGGUUCUCAUUGUCAUCUAUCACUUCUUCGAGAUCAACGCCCGGGAGGAAGAUGGCGCCAAGGAGACGUCAGGAACAAAAGCCAGGGCCGCCACAGGAAAGCAAGCGUCCUCCACAAGAUAG